AGACGGCUGCAAUGGCGGAGGUUUAUUGUCUCUAACUGACAAGAUAUGUUCUCUGGUUAAUUUUCCCCCAUAGCUUGAAGUGGAUACUUUUUAUGGCGCCGUAUACUGAAUUUUGUGGUCUUAAGCUCACUUAAAUCAAAGUGUUGGACGCUAUUGAAGUGGAUAAAAUGGUUGAGUUGGACAGAUUGAAAAAAUUCAUGAUAUGUACGUUCAUCAUCGCCACGGCUUCAUUUAUUGUGAUGUUUUACUACUCAGUCACUUUUUCGAAUUAUAAGGCAUUGGGAACGAAUUAUUUAAGAGGGUUAAAGAGGAACAAUCUAAGCAAAGGCAUAUAUUCACCAGACUUGAUUCCUGGCAGUUUCCAAGAGUCGUCAAACUCAACUGGAGAAACACAACUUACAAAUUCCGGGCAACCAACUUUGAGCUCGAAUGAAGUAGAGAUCCCCAAAGAUUCAGGGCAACAGAAUACACAGGAUCUAGACAAUGCUAUCAGCAGUUUUAACCAAGUAACGAUUCAGCAUACGAAAACGGAAAAAGGACAAAGCACAUCAAAUACCAGCGUAGCCAUUUUCACUCCAACUAAAGAAGCCGGUAGCAAUGAAAAUUCUGAUCAGGAAUUGAGUUUAUGUCCUGAAAAAUCACCAUCUUUAGGUAAGCUAUGUUUUGUUUUAAUCAUUGAUUAUGUGUUAUAACCUUAGUGACUGAGGGAGAAGCUGCGUCGGAAAAACAUUUUAUUUGCUUUAAGACUGUUUUUCACCCGUGCAACGUUGCGAUAAAUUUAUAAUUUACUUGGAUAAUAAAAUUAUCAUCAACUGAUUUACACGGGUCCUCUUUUGAGCGAUCCAGCUACGCAAGUCUUAAUUCAUCCUAAAUUGCAAGUUAAUUGGAGUUUUUUUUAUCAGUUUAAUACCAUUUAACACCUCCUCGUUUUUCGCUUUUACCUGAAGUAUUCAACCAUGUUGCAUAGAAACGAAUCUCCUUCUUUCGAGAAUGAUAGUAAUUAACAUGCAUAUUACUUUUACAACGCAAAAGGCCUCCGGCAGGUCUUGUAAAUGAUUGUUUACUUAGAAUUAUCUUAACUCUUGCUCAACGUGGCACUGAUUCUCCGAUCAAUUACUCUGUUAUGGGCUGAGUGCAAGUGAUCAACGAUAUUGAUUCUUGUUGGAAAUAUUUAGGACGAAACAGUUGUCGGUGAGAGAGACUCCAAGCCAGAGAAUCAUAAAUUUUUACUUGCAAUUUUUCCUUAAACAGGGAUAGAAAUUAUGAUAUCAUUAGCAAAGAUAUAUCUUGCCAGAGUAUGCAAAAUAUAUGGUAUAUAAAUGCAAUAUUUGACCUUCCUGUUCUUCCAAAAUUUCAUCUAUAGGAUCACUGUCUCAAACAGCGCUCUAAGAUUAAUGAUGAGUUUAUGAAACUGUACAAAUAAUAUUAUAAUUUUAGGUAAAUAGCUACUGUUUAACUUCUCUACAAUGUCUCAACUUAAGCAGAAUCAACUAUUUGAUAUUUAACAAAUAUAUUCUGUGUUGCUGUGCUCCAAUUCAGUACUAUCACAAAUGAUAUCAAAUGUGGUGAGAAUCAAUCAAAUUGCACAGAAGACCCAGCCAAGUGUAUCAUUGAUGUUCUUUCUAUAUUUUGACACAUCUUCUCUGAUCUAGCGAGGUACAGACCCAUAGCAACAUGGAAUCUAUUUGUCUUACAUGUUAAAAAAGAAAAUGUUGUGAGUGGUGAUGUCACCUGUGUAUGUCCUCCAAAAGAUCAUGAACAAAGUGCAUAUAAUUCAGCUUCUCAUGUAAACAGUGUUCAAUACAUAAGCAGGAGUUUCUUUAAAAGUUUUUAUAGAUUCUUGUGGAUGGUGAAAUAGUUGUCAACAAUCACAGAGGACUGUACAUUCAAGUACUAAAGAAAAUAUGUAAUUCUUUAACAGGGGUGAUAAGAGGAUUUACUGAGCAUUUUAAGGAGAGAUGGGGUGGCUAAUACUUGGCUUGUAAUAAAAUCGGUGUCUCAAGAAGGAUUUGUGAAGGGUUAGGAUGAAAAAAGGGAUGGGGAGGUUCGGUGAGGCUUGAAUGUUUCAUUAAUAUCUUACAAAUAAUGAAAAAAACAGAUAUCUUGUAUGUUUACUUUUUGUACUCCAGGUUUGUAUGGAUUUUAAUGUAAAGAUGAAUUUUUAACCUUUUUAGUCUAUUAAAAUAGUCUCUAAGAACUAGAAAAUCACUUUGUGGAGCAGACUGUAUGGUGCUGUUUUGAAAACUUCACAAGUCUGAUAUUACAUAGGAAAUUUUUAGGGCAGCCUUCAACACUUCUUGUAAUAUCUAUAGUCUCUAUCAAGAUGGGAAUUCCCUUCUGCAAUGGUAUGACUUAUGGUAUAUCUCUCAUGAAAGAAACUGCAGACUAUACCAUUCCCUAUCUUGUGGUAGGAAUAAAUGUUUUGAUAAUAAUUUUUUUACUCUUUUUUUAGUUGGACCUUUGUAUGUAGACUCAAAAAUUCCUAAGAUAGAAGAUGUUGAAAAGGUCAUGUCAAGUGAUUUUAAUGGCUGGGUUGACCAUGGAGGUCAUUGGAAACCAACUAAAUGUAAAGCCAGGAAGAAGGUAAUGAGUUCAAUUAGUUCUGUUUAAUUGAAAAGCUCUUUUGACUCUUUAACUCUUAAGAUUUCAACAGUGGUUAUACUAUGCAUCACAUUUCAUUUGUAUUGUAGCAUUGAACAGAAAAGAGAGCUUGCAGUUUAUGUAUGGAUACUUAAAUAAAAAUAACCAAAUUAGUACAUUCCAGUUCAGGAAAGGGAAAGUAGAGGCAUGAUUGACAAUUGAAAUAUCAAUAAUCUCAAAUAGUUUCCAUCUACCUUGUACUCAAAUUAUGUAUUGGUUAUGGACUGAAAAAAAAAAAAGCUGAUUACUCUUUAUAGUGUGCUGAAUUUAAUUUGGUAGUUAUUAUUGUCAAAUUUUUUAGUUUGCUCUUCAUGGUAUCUAUGUAUUUUGGUUGGAGAAUCAAGAUCUCCUGGUCAUAAUUAUUGUUAUCUCUUGUCAGCUGGCCUUAAUUAUUCCAUAUCGCAAGCGUUAUGAACAGCUGAAGAUAUUUGUUAGACACAUGCACCCUAUUCUUAAACGGCAGAAUUUGGACUACAGAAUCAUGGUUGUAGAACAGGUGUGUUACAAUUUGCACUUGAAACAGUAUGCACUAAGUCUCACUCAAAACUGAGGUGUCCUGCAGUAUUCUGAAUUGAUUUGUCAACUUCAGAACAGGAUAGUUGUGGCAAAUUUAUAAGAACCUCAAGACUCUACUACCUUUGGAUUAUUUUAUUUUUCCUUACAUUUGAUCCUUAAUCACUUAAAAAAUGGACUUUAGGUGUCACUGGAUAAUGGUUGAUUGGCUUUCUCAUUUUUCUCUGAUUCAAAUAUUACUAUGAUUGACAAUUUUCGUCAGAUUUACUCUGAAACUCAGAAAACCAUUAACACUUUGAUUUGAAUUUGAGGUAAAUUUUUUAACAACCUAUCAAAAUAAAGUUUAAAAUGCAAGCUACCUUCAGAACCACAAAUGCAUUGAAGUUUCCAGCUCAGUUUUCUGAUGCUUUAUUGGCUUAUCCAAGAAACACAGUAGUUGCUCAGGGUAACAAAUUGUCCCCUCAAAGUACUAGGUACAUCAGCUGACCAUGAAGUUUAACUAUUUUUCUCUUAAAAGUUUCACUUGCCUUACUUUUUACACUUGAUGUUGCUAAUUUUUCUUUUUACUAUCUAGGGUGGAACUACCAUUUUUAACCGUGCCAUGCUUUUUAACAUUGGCUAUAAAGAAGCUCUUAAAUUUGAUGAUUUUGAGUGCUUUAUAUUCCAUGACGUUGACUUAAUACCUGAAGAUGACCGAAAUGAUUACAGCUGUCCUACAUCACCCAGACACUUGUCAGUUGCCAUAGAUAAAUUUAAUUAUCGGUAGGUAGUUAUGAUCAACAGCCUUAAGAAUACUUGUAUGGUCUUCAUGAAUCUCAGCAAGCAGCAUUUAUCUAAAUCUAUCGGUGUAUACAUAUUUAUUUGAUGAUAUUUCUGACAGUGAUAAACACAAUUUCCCUGUAUCCUUGUAAAUUGUGCAGAACAUUUACUAAAUAGUUCUUUAAAUUGUUCCUCUUUCAGAUUGCCUUAUUCAACUAUUUUUGGAGGAGCUGGUGCUUUCUCCCGAGAACACUUUGAACUUGUAAAUGGAUUUUCAAACAAAUUUUGGGGAUGGGGAGGGGAAGAUGAUGAUCUCUACAACAGGUGAAAGUUUUGUUUUUUCAGCUGAUAAUUUUUACAAGUCAAAUUUUGCAUCAUGAUGCAAUAGGACAGUAAAUCACCCCUUCCCUACUUCCCAAAAUUUUGCAGCAACAUAAAUGUUGAUUCUCCUCUCUGUUCAUUUAUAAACACACUCUCUCACUAAUUAACUCCUUUACCUGGGACAUUUUUCCUUAUCAUUGAUGCUUAAAUAAUGAAGUCAGCUCAAGUGCUGCUUGAGGCCGAGUGGGGAAACUCCUGUUGAAGCCAUGUUUGCCCAUUAUUUUAGGAUAUCAGCCAAGCAACUGAAGUUAACUCGGCCAUCAGUGCAAGUAGGAAGAUAUAAAAUGUUGAAGAUAUUUCACACCAGUGGCAAGGCAGAUCCAGAUAGGUAAAUUUUUGACAAAAUACUAGUUCAUACUGAUGUAGUUGAUGGUAGCUGAGAAGACCUCUCCUAUUGGUUAAUUAAAAGUGAAUUCAUCAUCAGAAUGAAAUCAAAGUUGUUUGUCAGUCAGGUUUGUUUGUUAUUUUGGUAGAAAAUGUUUGUUGUGGAAUGGUAACAGCAUAUUUCAGUCAAGGCGUCCUCUUUUGUUGUUGUUGUUUUCUGAAGGUGCACAUUUUCAUAUCCGAUGUUACUUCCACAGGUUUGCUAAACUAAAAGACUCUGCCCAGAGAAUGCCUACUGAUGGAAUUAAUUCUCUUCUUUAUAAAGUAGAAAAUGUAACAGAACAUCGCCUUUACACUCAGGUUACUGUAGAUGUACGAGAGGCUAUGCCACAGAAAUUACAAAAUUAACCAUCUUACAGCAAUUCAUUUUCGCAAAUCUACUAUUAGAGUUUGUAGACAUCUGAAGGUAGUCUCUAAUGGUCUCUUUUACUGCAUUUCGUUGAAAUGCCAGGCAUUUGAGAACAGAAGUGAGUUGGAAGGUGACUUUGUGCUGACUAUUUUUGUACAAGCACACAUGAUAAAAGGUAGAAUAAUAAAGUAAACAUGAAAUACAGUACCCUUGGCCUUCCUCCUAUUCAAAGGCUGGUCCACUAUACAUACAUGUAUGAUGGGAGAAAGGACUAUUGAUAUGUAAAACCAAGUAUGUAAUAUUGAAACUCAAAGUCUUAGUCAUAAGGUGGAUGUCUACUGAUGAGUUUAAAUUUUAUUCACUCACAGUGAACAUGGUACCUUUAGUAAGCCAAGGGAUUAAUUUGACAAUAUGGUGGUCAUUUUGAAAUGCAAGGAGUAGACCUCUUUAGCUUGUACAAUGUAUGAUUUGUUUAUCUAUUCCAGGUCAUGUGAUAAUACUCUAGAGAACUGUUUCCUUAAAAUUUUUUCUAUUUCAUGAGCAUAAGUACACAUACUUUACAAAAGAUAAAGCUGGGAAUUCCUUUGAGACCUGAAAUGGGAAAACAAAAAAUUCAAGUACAUGCUAAAGAGGUCUAUUGGGGUCAUCAAAAGCAUGGUGACUGGAGGAUAUCUGUUUUCUUUACACCAGCAAUGAUCAUUUUCAGGAAAACUUUUAAUAGUUAAACACCAUCAAAAGUUGUUCCCUUUCUUGUUUCAACACCCGUAUAAAUCCAGCAUAAGGGAGAUUUCCUGACUUUGGUUGGUUAUAUCCACUUGCAUAUGGGAAUAUCUCAUAACUCAAGACCACUGAUGUUGCUGACAUAAGUGUUUGAAAAAAGUUCCAUUGCCAGAAGUGAAUUUCUCACAGUUUCACCAUCAUUAUACAAGUCUUUGAACCCCAAUUAUUAAAAUGAAUGCUUUACACAAAAUAAGUUUCAUCAAUUAUCUCCCUAGUAGUAAAAAACUUCAUUUCCUUUUAUUACCAAUAUUUUCCCUCACUAGCUAAAGAUACACACCUUAUCUGAUGGGUUAACAUAUUAGAAGGGCAGAUAUUUUAACAGUUGCGUAGUAUAUUUCCAAGCUGCACUGGGGCUUGGAAAAAUGGGAGUAACAAGCAAUUUAUCCACUCAUGUUAUAUGCUAAACCAUCAAAUAAGAGAUUCAUUAUUCCACCAUGAAUUCAUUUUUUAAGUACUUUGGCAUCUAGUUUGCAGCAUAUAUCUUUUGGCUUUAUCUGAGAACCAUAUUGAUUGUAGAAAGUGUGCAUAAAAUUUAUAAAAACACAAAUGAAACCAUGUAGGAGUCCUUGAGGAAACUUAAAAUCUGCAUUGCUUAAAAGUUCAUUAGUCAAACCUAGUGGAUGUAAACAAAUCAAAGUUUGGAUUAUUCAAUGCGGCUAGCCCUGGCAUGCAGCAUAACACCAUUGUAAAUUUUACAUGUUCUGUAGCCCUACGUGUAAAUAAGCAAAUUGGUUUAACAUUGGAAUAAUAGGUGAUUAAAAUAUUUUAUUUUUAUAUCUGCACAGCUAGUUGUGAGUAAUAUACAGUAGCCUCUGCAUAGGCCCUCAUUAUUAGGACUUUGGCACAAGUGUUUCUUCAUCUGCAGGAAAGUAUGAAGCCUGGAACAACCCUAGCAGGGGGGAGAGGUCUGUGAGGCAGAGAAACACGCAUCUUGCAACCCUAAUAAUGGGGGUGUGCUUGCAGGCAAAACAUACAGUAAAACUACUCCUACUCCUCUGAUAUUUAUUUGCUCUUUUUUACCUCUGCCUCUUGCACUAUUUAAACCUCAUUAGAUUCCAUUUUGGUUUUUACACUGUAGUUUACAAAGAAAUUGUUAGCAGUGGGAGAAAAAUUUUGCAACUCUCUUUGACAAGUUUCUUCACCACUUUGUAUGUCAAAACAUUCUCCUUAAACAGUGUGCUAACAAAGGAAAGAAACCUUUGUACACUAUGGUAUGUGCAGCUUAAUUUUAAUUAAAACGGUUAAAUUGAUUGGAAUAGACAGCAUUACCUCAUCAACACCAUGAUUGUAUACAGCUAGGUUAAAUUUUAAAAAUAGAGCAUAAAUUUGUCAUAAAAAUUAGUUUGUAUUUAACUUUUAGCAAGUACUAUUAACUUCUGCUAAAAUCAUCAGUCUUAAUUACACAUAUAUAAUUAAGCCAUUGUGCAAGAGAGUUCAAGGCAAUUAUCAGUUGGCUUUCCAUCAGUAUAUUCAAUUCUAAAGUACAAUAAUUGCCAUUACUCUUGGUAAAUAUUCCUAUUUUCUGAACAGUAUUUGAAGAAUAACUUUCCUGAUUUUGGCUUUAUGAAGACAUAAGCCUGCCAUGUAGUGGAGUGACAUCAUAGUGGUACAGAAGUUUAAUAGAAAUGCUCUGUUAUUUAAAUAGGAG
Messenger RNA from Pocillopora meandrina, 7454 nucleotides. NCBI's taxonomy places the organism in Eukaryota, Metazoa, Cnidaria, Anthozoa, Scleractinia, Pocilloporidae. The record is from the annotation of a GenBank genome assembly.